AUGGAUCUUGAAUCGGGCACGGUCCAAGAGUUGAACAAACUGGUUCCUGGGAUGUGGCAGUAUCCUACAGAUACCCAACUUUGUUGUAUCUACAGAGUCCCAAACUGUUUGCGUAGCUUAAACCCUGACGCAUACACUCCUCAGUUAGUUAUCAUUGGACCUCUUCACCAUUUUUUAAAAGAUCAAGCUCUCAAGUCUCAUGGAGAUAUCACAGACGCAAAGUCCAUGGGCUACUUAAACAUGGAGGCUCAUAAGAAGAUUUACCUUAAGGAGUUCGCAGAAAGGUUUAAAGGGGAAAAUAUUAUUGAUGAAUUCAGAAGAAAGAUCAAUAAAGAUGAAGAGAGAAUUAGAGCAAGCUAUUCAGAAUCAACCGCAUGGAUUCAAACUUCCGCGUUCGUUGAGAUGGUCCUACUCGACUCUGUUUUCAUAUUUCAGCUCAUUUGGAAGUUUAUGGAAAGAAAACAGGGUAAAACAGGGGAUCGUCUCAUGGAUGAACCUUGUCUUGAAAUUACAGUCAAGAGAGACCUCAUGUUGCUUGAGAAUCAGCUUCCUUACUUCAUCCUCGAGAAACUCUUCGAACCAAGAUUCCUCCCGAAAAAGAAGCCUCAGGAGUUUCAUGAUUUUCGCAAAUCGAUCAUCACUUACUUCUUCGCAUUCAAAAACAAAAUCAGAAAUGACCCCAAAUUUAUUCAUUUCACUGAUCUGUUAAGACGUGUCCGUGUGGGGACACUUCCGGAUGAUCUUACUGGGAAAUUCAAUAGCAUAGAAAACAUGUAUAACGCCGAUAAGUUGCAUAGCGGCGGAGUGAAAUUCAAGGCCGUAAAUAAAGAGGCCGUAGAGGAAGAGGUAUCGUUCAAGGCGGAAUUCAAGAAAGGUUGUUUGAAGCUGCCUUGUCUUAGGGUUGAUGACGAAUUUGAGAUUACAAUCAGAAACAUUAUGGCUCUUGAGCAAUGCCAUUACCCUUCCAGUGCCCACGUUUGCAACUACUUUAUCUUCCUGGAUUACCUCAUCGAAACUGAUAAAGACGUCAACUUGCUUGUCGAAAAAGGGAUAAUACAGAAUUGUAUUGGGGAAAACCGUUUGGUGGCAGAGAUGGUGAACAAGCUCUGUCUAGGCAUCCUCGACCGUGGUUCUUACUGUUCUGAUAUCGCGAAUAAAGUCAAUGAUCGGUAUAACAACCUAAUCUGUAGGUCGUACGCAGUUCUCAAGAACGUGUAUUUCGGCAACCUGUGGACAGGGACGGCCACCGUGGCCGCCACAUUACUAUUGCUCAUGACUCUUAUUCAGACCAUGGCUUCCACCUUUCAAGUUAUGCAGGACGCUCCUUAUUGA
Molecule: messenger RNA, 1332 nt
Organism: Arabis nemorensis
Lineage: Eukaryota; Viridiplantae; Streptophyta; Magnoliopsida; Brassicales; Brassicaceae
Source: the annotation of a GenBank genome assembly